ACAGGUCAGAAGGGGGUGGGGCCGCCUCCCACGAAACACAAUUUAAAUGAAUAGUGGGAGUGUGCAGUCGCUCUGGUUUUAGAACGACAGAGGCAGAAGCAUCAGUCCAACCGGGAAACUACAAGUCAUUUUCUCACAGUGAGGUAUCCAACAAGGACGACAAAGCUUGAACCAUGUGUGGGAUCUUUGCCUACCUGAAUUACCAAGUGCCUCGCACCAGAAAGGAGAUAUUUGAGACGCUGGUGAAGGGACUGCAGAGACUAGAGUACAGAGGGUAUGAUUCAGCAGGUGUCGCCGUGGAUGGCCCCAGCAAGACGACCACUGACAUCAAUGGCAGCACCAUCUGUUUGAUCAAGAAGAAGGGGAAGGUCAAGGCUUUGGACGAGGAGCUAUACGAGAAAGACUCGCUGGACCUGGAUGAGGAGCUGUGCACACACUUUGGCAUCGCUCACACUCGCUGGGCCACACACGGAGAGCCAAGCGCUCUUAACAGCCACCCUCAUCGCUCUGACAAGGAUAAUGAGUUUGUUGUUAUCCACAAUGGCAUCAUCACCAACUACAAAGAGCUGAAGGAGUACCUGAUCACCAAAGGAUAUGAGUUUGAGUCAGAGACAGACACAGAGGUGAUCCCCAAAUUGAUCAAAUAUGUUUAUGACAACCGAGAGACUGACAACGUCACCUUCUCCACCGUGGUAGAGAGAGUCAUUCAGCAGCUGGAGGGGGCCUUCGCUCUGGUGUUUAAAAGCCGUCACUUCCCUGGAGAGGCUGUGGCCACUAGGAGAGGAAGUCCAUUGCUCAUUGGUGUGCGAAGCGAGCACGAGCUGUCGACUGAAAACAUCCCCAUCCAGUACAACAGUGCUCACUUCAAGGAUGGAGUCCAGGAGAAGAACAGCCAUAACUCUGUGGGGGAUGGAAGGGCUGUGGAGUAUUACUUUGCCUCUGACGCCAGUGCCAUCAUUGAGCACACCAACAAGGUGCUGUACAUGGAAGAUGACGACAUUGCAGUGGUGAUCGGUGGGAAACUGUCCAUCCACAGGGUGAACAGGCGGGCUGGUGAGGAUCCAGUGAGAGCAAUCCAGACCCUGCAGAUGGAGUUGCAACAGAUCAUGAAAGGUAACUUUGAUUCCUUCAUGCAGAAGGAGAUCUUUGAGCAGCCAGAGUCAGUAGUCAACACAAUGAGAGGCCGGAUAUGUUUUGACUCCAACACAGUGGUUCUCGGCGGACUGAAGGACCACCUGAAAGAAAUCAAGCGUUGCAAACGGUUAAUCCUGAUCGGCUGUGGCACUAGCUUCCACGCUGCAGUGGCUACCAGACAGAUCCUCGAGGAGCUGACAGAGCUGCCUGUCAUGGUGGAGCUGGCAAGUGACUUCCUGGACCGCAACACGCCUGUUUUCAGAGAUGACGUUUGCUUCUUCAUCAGUCAGUCAGGAGAGACAGCAGACACCUUGAUGGCGUUACGCUACUGCAAGAACAAUGGUGCUCUGACAGUUGGUAUAACCAACACUGUGGGCAGCUCCAUCGGUAGAGAAACAGACUGUGGAGUUCACGUCAAUGCUGGGCCUGAGAUAGGAGUGGCUAGCACAAAGGCCUACACCAGUCAGUUUGUGGCCCUCAUCAUGUUUGCCCUAAUGAUGAGUGAGGACAGGCUCUCCCUGCAGACGAGAAGACUGGAAAUCAUCAAUGACCUCAAGGUGCUACCAGAGCUGAUAAAGAAGGUGUUGAGUCUGGAUGAGAAGAUCAAAGCUAUCGCAAACGAACUUUAUCAGCAAAGGUCUCUUCUGGUCAUGGGAAGAGGUUUCAACUAUGCGACUUGCCUAGAGGGGGCACUGAAAAUCAAGGAGAUCACUUACAUGCACUCAGAGGGCAUCCUGGCUGGGGAGCUGAAGCAUGGUCCUCUGGCACUUAUAGACAAAGACAUGCCAGUCAUCAUGAUCAUCAUGAGAGACGGCUGCUACACAAAAUGCCAGAACGCUCUGCAACAAGUCACUGCCAGAUCAGGGCGGCCCAUCAUCAUUUGUUGCCAGGACGACCCUGAGAUGACUAAGAACGCCUACCAGACCAUCGAGUUGCCACAUAUUGUGGACUGCCUGCAGGGCAUCCUCAGUGUCAUCCCCCUGCAGCUCAUGUCCUUCCACUUGGCCGUUCUGCGAGGAUUUGAUGUUGACUUUCCCAGAAACUUGGCCAAGUCUGUGACUGUGGAAUAACUACAGUUCAAAACACCCAGGAGAAGAGAAAGGAGGCUCAUAGAUUUACAGUGCAAUUGUACAAUUGAACGUUAAAUAUGUUUGCGUGUGCAUGUGUGUGAGUACUUGUGUAUGUGUGAUAUGGUUGGGGUAAAGUAGGGGUGUGUGAAUGUGUGUGUGUAAGUAUGCAGUUGAGUGGGUAUGAGAGAGAAAAUAACAAAUGAAAAAGGGGGGUAUACGGUACAAUUAAAGAGAAAUGUGAAGUCCGACCAAUACACUGCUGAGGAAGUGCCAGUGCCAUUAAGGUCUCGCGGAACAAUCUAUGAAACCAACAUUCACACAUCCAAAGUGUCAUGCUGUGCCUUUUGUCUUAUCUCGAGUUGAGCCAAACACAUACAACAGGCAGAGCAGAAAAACAUCGAUAUGGUACAUUGAAGUGUUUACAGUUGUGCAAUAUGGGGACCAAAUGUGCAUUAUGAAUGUACACAAUCAUGAGUGAAGUUAUUAAUUCUCUUCCUGUUUUAUGAAUUUCUUAUGUCUUUUGGGGCCUUCUUACCUCUCUUUGCAUUAUGGGGAAAUGAAUGAAUUUAACUGUUUUGUUGCAGAGAGUCCUCUGAUUUUUGAAAAUCUCAAUAUUGUAUGUUUUUUUGCACAUUUAUACCAUCACAGUGCCUUAAACCAUAACAUUAACCCAAUAUUUUUAGCAAAAACUACCAGGAGGAAGUUCCUCGAUCUAACUACUUAUAUAUAAUAUAUUUUGGCUCCAUGUUAGUUCAUUUUAAUUUAAAAAAAUAAUAUUAUACGUCGAUUCUGUGUAACAGAAUUGCAUUUUCCAAAGUCAACUCAUUGUUGAAUUUUUUUUUUUAAAUGUGAUUUCUUUAUACUCCCUCGUGUCAUAGGGUGAAGCAUUUCCAUAGACAUUUUUUUUUUAUAAUAAUGAUAAUAUUCUGUAUUUAUCUGAUUUUUAUUUUAUAGGGGGCUUCAGAGAGGGUUUGAUUUAUAUCAUUAACUCUGAUUGUAUUUUAUACUGUAUGUUCUAUAGAGAAAUGGGCACCAUCAAUCAAUAAAUAGAUAAAGCAUUUUAA
Molecule: messenger RNA, 3268 nt
Organism: Larimichthys crocea (large yellow croaker)
Lineage: Eukaryota; Metazoa; Chordata; Actinopteri; Sciaenidae
Gene: gfpt2
Product: glutamine-fructose-6-phosphate transaminase 2
Exons: 19
Coding region: 174-2204 (676 amino acids)
Biological process (GO): UDP-N-acetylglucosamine metabolic process; carbohydrate derivative biosynthetic process; fructose 6-phosphate metabolic process
Molecular function (GO): carbohydrate derivative binding; L-glutamine:D-fructose-6-phosphate transaminase (isomerizing) activity
Source: RefSeq, a predicted model, not a curated record